AUGUCUCUCGCCACAUUGCAGAUUGUGUCUGACUUACAUUUGGAGACACAUAAGUCAUAUAAAUUCAACAUAAAACAAACAGCUCUUUAUCUAGGCCUUCUUGGUGACAUUGGCAAUGUUACAGAUGAUGGGUUUUUCGAGUUUAUCAAGAAACAACUCACUCGGUAUUGGACCGUCUUCCUUCUUAUGGGCAAUCAUGAACCGAUAGGAACCAGCUGGUCAUUGGCGAAACGCCGAGUCCGUGCCUUCGCGGACCAGAUGGAGCAAUUAAGGGCACAAUCCACAAUCGGCAGAUUCGUCUUUCUCGAUCAAACGCGGUACGACCUAAACGACACGGUGACCGUAUUAGGCUGCACGUUGUUCUCGGAAGUCAGUGUUGAACAAACUGCAGCUGUUAAGAGCCGGUUAGUCGACUUCAGACAGAUCCAAGACUGGAAAGUUGAGGAUCAUGUAGAAGCUCAUAAGUCAGAUCUCCAGUGGCUCAACGCGCAGGUGUGCGAUAUAGCCAAAGAAGAGCCUGGGAGACAGAUAAUUGUAUUUACCCAUCACAGCCCAACCCAAGAUGAUAGGGCUGUAAGCCCAGAACAUAGGGAUAGUCCUGUGUCGUCAGGCUUUGCCACCGAUUUAAGCAAUGAGGACUGCUGGAAGAACCCUUCUGUUAUUCUUUGGGGUUUUGGCCAUACUCACUACCAGUGUGAUUUUACAGACGAUCUUGGAAAACGAGUUGUAGCAAACCAAAAAGGUACUUCUCAGAUCCCCUGUGACGGAUUUGAUGAUGGGAAACCCUUCUUGGUUGGCAAGUGGUCCCCAAGGAAACGUCAGGAUUAA
Molecule: messenger RNA, 828 nt
Organism: Annulohypoxylon truncatum
Lineage: Eukaryota; Fungi; Ascomycota; Sordariomycetes; Xylariales; Hypoxylaceae
Exons: 1
Coding region: 1-828 (275 amino acids)
Molecular function (GO): hydrolase activity
Source: RefSeq, a predicted model, not a curated record